AUGACAACUCAAGACUCUUUGCAAAAUGUCCUCGAGGACGACCAGUUGGGGCUUGCAGUCCUGUUCGGAGGCCAAGGCUGUGAAUAUAUCGACGAACUCACUCACGUCGUACACUCGUCUUUGUCGGCGGGACAGUUUGUACAACUCGCCCAAACGACGUUGGAGGACGAAGCGAAAGGAACUGCGUUUUCGUGCAUCCAUCCGUUCUUGUGGACGAAAGAUCCAACGUCGCGCCCGCCCAGACUGGCGCUGAUGGCAGCCCCUGUGAGUUAUCCGUUGAUAUUUCUGACCCAGGUGGCCACGUACGUUGCGUUCCUCGAAGUAAGAGGACUUUCGCAUGAGUUGCUUCUCCCCCGACUUCGAGGAGCGACCGGUCACAGUCAAGGCUUGGCCGCGGCAGUGUUGCUUGCGUCAGUCACCACGACCACCGAACUGCUCCAACAUGGCCUGCAGUACGUCCGGCUCAUGUUUUGGCAAGGGGUGCGUGCCCAAACUGUGUUCAAUUCACUGCAUGCUUCAGCACCAUGCAUCGACAACGCUGUGACUUCUAUGCUUUUGGUGCGUGGUCUACCGGAGUCAAGGGUGAGUUCACUAGUCGACGACUUCAACGUUCGACACGGUGAUGUGGUGCAAGUGUCGCUUGUGAACGAUGAGUCGGCAGUUGUCGUCACUGGAUUCCCUCCGUCGUUGCGAGUUUUCGCCGCCACUGUAGAAGGUCAAGAGCUUUGGACCACCUCGGACAACUUUCGACUGGAUUUCCUGUCCGUGUCGUGCCCUUUUCACAGCCACUUGAUGCUCCCAGCUCAAAGUUUGGUGGUGGCCGACGCCAACCGCCUGCAACUGGUCGUCCCAAACGCUGCCAUGAAUUUUCCUGUCAUUGGCACCACCAACCAAGGACUCAAUCUUCAGUCAUGCUCCGGCAUCGUCCCCACGAUUAUUCAGAUGCAACUCGUCGACGUGGUUCAUUGGCCCGUAGCUACCAACACGUUGCAAAAUCUACCUGGUGUGAGCUGCAUCUUGGACUUUGGACCUGGCCGUAUCACGCCGUUCUUGCUUCAUCGCCACAUGCAAGUCUUUCGAGUCUGCAAUUUCGUGCAGUUAAACGAGCCUACUGGCAGUUCAGUGAUGUCCGACAUGGAGCGUCAAGUUGCGAAGAUUUGGGCCCAUGUACUGAACAAAGACGAGGCUUUGAUCAGCGGCAAGACAUCCUUCUUUGAACUUGGUGGCGACUCAAUAUCUGCAAUCCGUGUCGUGGCAGAAUGCAAAUCUCUCGGCGUGAACCUUACAGUGGCGCAAUUCAUGCGCGAUCCGACCCCUCGACAUGUUGCUAGCUCAGUCAAGGCAACAACCAUGCGAAAAUGGCCGACUGCUGCCUUGGACAAGGCCUUGGCCGACUCCAUGGACAAAAGCGCCGGCGUGGGUUCGGUCAUGUAUCCAAUGACGGCGAUGCAACGAAGUUUGUUGGCAGCCACGACAGUCAACCCGAGCGCAAGCGUACUCCAAGUAACGCUAAAACUGUCUGCGCCAGUGACGCCACGGUCGUUGGAGGCAGCAUUUCGCAGUUUGGUCGGUCAGCAUGACAUAUUUCAAGCCGCAUUUAUCACGUCCGUGCAUGGCAUGUUCCAGGUCUUUCCAGCGACACGAUCGUCAAAGACGACGGUGAGUACUCACAAAAUGUUGUUGGACGAAUACCUCCAAACCGACCUGGCGCGGGGAUUUUGCAUCGACAACCCCUCGUUCAUUCGCUUGGCCAUUGUUCAAUCUGCGGCAGACAUUUAUGGAGUGAUCACUGUCCACCACGCCUUGAUUGACGGUUGGUCUAUCGAUUUGUUUCUGUCUGACUUGAUCAACGUCAUGGACCAUCAAGCGGUACCCCCUCGCCCUUCCUUUCGAAAUGUUGUCGACUACAUCGAGGCGCAGGACAAAGGGGCGUCGGCGGCUUUUUGGUCUGGCUAUCUCGAUGGAUACACCCCAUGCGCACUUCAGUUUGCCCCUCCAACAGCCACCGACGUGCCUCCAUCUCCAUUGGUGCUCAAGAAUGCUGUGGCACCACACCAAUUGUCUCAAGCCGCAUCUCGAUCCGGAGUAAGCAUUGCCGAAUUGACGAAAUUCGCAUGGGCUGCCACGCUGCGCAAGUUUACUCGGCAGAACGACGUGGUCUUUGGCCAAGUCAUGGCUAAUCGAGGUAUACCCGUGCAGGACGUGGACAGAAUCGUAGGGCCGCUGCUUAGUGUUGUGCCAUGCAGAGUCCGUUUCGAUGAGCAUACACCGUUGGCAUUGAAAAUUCAAGCUCUUCAAGCAGCCCAACGCGUCAUGGCAGCACAUUCCCACGGCUGUUUGAUCGAUAUGGCGAAAUCGUGCGGUGCCGUGACGCCAACACAACUCUUUGAUACUCUCUUUGGAUACCAAAAGUGGCCACGACGUCGUUCGAUUGCCGGAGUCGAAGUUAUCGAGACGUGGAAGACGGCGUGUGGGCUUCAGACCCAAAGUUACCCAUUUGAAUUACUUGUGGAGCCCAACUUGGACAUGGAGUUGACGACCAGAGCACUUUACAUGCCAGCCAAAAUGUCGUGGAGCCAUGCAUUUGCUUUGUUGAACGAGUUCGACCAUACGCUGUGCCAGGUUUGCGACGCUCUGUUAGCGCAGACUGUCCCCGUCCCGACAUCUUUGGCUCUCUGGCCGUUGAGUCCCCUUCAGAUGAAGCGUAUCACGGACGCGUCGCGCGGGUCGGACGUUCCUUUGCCGUACGAGCUGGUUCACCACGGGUUCGAAGUGCAUGCAAUGAAGAGUCCAGGUCUUCGUGCAGUCGAUUUUGAUGGCAAGUGGCUGACGUACGGCGAACUCAAUGCGCAAGCAAAUUCCGUGGCGGCACAGCUACAAGAUUUGGGCGUCACGGUUGGUUAUCGUGUGGCUGUCAUCAUGGAGCGCUGUUUGGAAUUUCUCGUUGCUCUCUUGGCGACACACAAGACGGGAGCGUCUACGAUUCCAAUGGACGCCACGUUCCCGACCGCUCGAUUGUCCUUCAUGGUGUCCGACGCAGACGCUCGCAUCGUCUUGACCACGAAACCAUACGUCGACAAGAUCAAGACAUUGGACGCAUCCAUUCACCUUCUUUCCCUUGAUUCAUCAACGAUGGACAGAGAUGCCCACGCAUUUGUUCCUCGCCAAUUCGCAUCACGACACGACGAAGCGUACAUCGUGUACACGUCGGGGUCCACUGGCAAUCCCAAAGGCGUUCGCGUCAAGCAUGUCGGCAUUGUCAAUUCGGUGAACUACCGGUCCUCGGACCUUGGGAUUGCCAAAGGAGUGCGCGUGAUGCAGUUUUUGGCAAUCGGAUUUGACGUGUGUCAGUGGGAGAUUUGGACGACACUCUCCCAUGGCGCCACACUUGUCCUUCGCGACCGCGAUGGAAUGGAAUCGCUGUCCACGGUCAACGUGCUGGCAAUCACUCCCACUGGACUGUCCAAGCUGGGAAAACCUUCGCACUACCCCAACUUGAAAACAGUUUGUGUAGGGGGCGAAGCCAUUCCAGCCACGUUGAAAGACCUUUGGAGCCCCCAUGUCCAACUGUUCAACUGCUAUGGCCCGACGGAAGGCUCAUGUACGACUCAUAUGCAUCAACUGCUUCCUGAUGAGCCCGUCACGAUUGGGCUGCCAAUAUCAAACGUCCACAGCUACAUUCUCGACGAACACCAACGACAUGUUCCAGUGGGAGCUCUUGGUGAAUUGUACUUGGGCGGAGUUUGCGUGGCAUCUGGAUACACCAACUUGCCUCUCAUGACAGCGUCGCGAUUCCUUGACGACCCUUUCAACUUGCCCGAUGGAAAAAUGUACCGCACAGGCGAUUUAGUCCAAAUGCUUCCAAAUGGCUACGUUCACUAUAUUGGUCGACAGGACAGCCAGGUCAAGUUGAAAGGGUACCGCAUCGAGCUGGACGAGGUCGCGAAUGCCAUGAUGCAGCAUCCGUCCGUCGUGUCGGCGGCAGCCGUCGUCCAGAACAAGACGCACCUCGUUGGGUACUUCUCGCCGGCCGCCGUCGACGUCGAGGCAUUGAGGCAGUACGUGGCGGACCAGUUGCCAGUGUACAUGGUCCCGGCCGUGUGGGUCGGCCUGGACGACAUGCCCCAAAACUCGAACGGCAAGAUCGACGUGAAGGCGUUGCAGGCCAUGGACGUCCGGAUCCGUGUGGAGCCGCUGGAGACAGACAUGGAGCUCAAGAUGGCCCGCGUGUGGUCGGACGUCCUUGGCGUGACGUUGUCCGAGAUCGGACGGCAGUCGUCGUUCUUUGAGCUGGGUGGGGACUCGUUGUCCGUGGUGCGGGUCGUUGCAGCGUGCAAAACAAUGGGGUUGACAUUGUCCGGAGCCCAGUUGACGAAGGAGAUGCUGCUGUGUCGCGCCGCCAAAGUUGCGACCACGCAUCGCCGCGUCGACUGGCCGAGCGCCAUGCUGCCGGACGACAUGAAAGGCGCGAUCGCGACAGAGUGGCCGCACGUUUCGAAUUGGUCGAAUUGCAUCGUGUACCCUGUGACGUCGCUGCAAAUGGGUAUGCUGUACGCCUCGAUGAGCCAUCGCGAAGCGUAUGUCCUGCAAAAUGUCGUGCCGCUGGCGGAUUCUGCCGAGGUCGCCACCUUCGAGUCUGGCUUUCGAUCACUUGUCCGACACCACGACAUUCUGCGCACAACGUUUGUGACGACUUCGACUGGCAUGUACCAAGUCAUUCAGCCGGACUCCCACAAUGCUGAUGUGUCCGCUGUGGCUGCACCGUCCAUCGAUGACUUUCUGCAGCAUGAUCUCGCGCGCGGCUUUCAAGUCGGGGACAGUUCGUUUGUCCGACUGACUGUUGUCCGGACCGACAAGGGUCAGCAUGGUGUGCUAACCAUCCACCACUGCUUGUACGACGGAUGGUCCAUGUCGAUGUUGUGGUCCGACUUGGCGGACAUCAUGGAAGGACGGCCGCUGGGACAUCGACCGAGUUUCCGCCAUGUGGUGGACUACAACGAGGCACAAGACAAGUCCGCCACCGAAGCCUUCUGGCGGUCAUACCUGUCUGGAGUCGUGCCAUCGCCUCUCGGGACCAACGGACAUGCUCUGCGAAGCCAAACGGACGAACCGCUUUCGAUCGACACGACAACGAAUCUGUCGACUUUGUCCAAGACGGCCCAGACGCUCCAUGUGACGGUCGCCGAGUUGGUAAAGUUCGCCUGGGCUGCCACCGUGCGCAAGUACACUCGGCAGAACGAUGUAGUGUUUGGCCACGUCGUGGCCAACCGCGACCUUCCCGUCCACGACGUUGACAGAAUCUUGGGCCCGCUGGUCAGUACCGUGCCGUGUCGCGUCCAAUUUGACGACGCUUUGCCGCUGACGGCGAUAUUGGACCGCAUUCGACAGGAGCGCGGUGCGGUGUCCAGUCAUUCCCACGCAAGUCUAAUCGACAUGAAACGCUGGAGUGGCGUGGAAGGCGACUUGUUCGACUCGCUCCUCGUGUACCAGAAUGUCCCCACGCCUGGCUUGGCACGUCGUCGAGUACAGCAGCCGAAGAAAACGAUGUCCACGGACCACACUAUCGAAAUCAUCGCGACCCCCACGCCGACCAGGAUGGAGCUACUGGCCUUGUACAAGCCGACCCUCUUGUCGCGAACACAAGCUCACUGGAUGCUGACGGAGUUCGAUGGUACGUUGAGUCAGAUCUGCGGGGAAAUGAAUGGAACGACCUUGGUGUCGCACUUGUGGACGUUGAGUCCAGCCCAGACAUCGCUGCUCCGGGCAGCUUCGUGCGGACCGGACGCGACACUGCCGUUUGAGUUGCUGCACCAUGCGUUUGAGGACCGAGCAAGGUUACGUCCCCACGUCCGCGCCGUUGAAUUCCAAGACCAGUGGCUCUCGUAUGGCGAGCUCGACGCCCGCGCCAAUGCGGUGGCAUGCGAGCUGGCUGACUUGGGAGUUUGCGUCGGGUCUCGAGUGGCUGUGAUCAUGGACCGCUGUUUGGAGUUUCCGAUUGGGCUGGUGGCAACGCUCAAGGCUGGAGCUGCCAUGAUGCCGCUUGACGUGUCGUUUCCUGCAGCGCGGUUGUCGUUCAUGGUGGCGGAUGCCGGCGCGUGUGCCGUGGUGACGUCGGAUCGGCAUCUCCAAAGGCUGACCGAGAUGAACUUGGGAGUGCCAGUCAUCGUCGCCAACGUGACUGACCCGUUGAACGGGAAGGCGUUCGAGCUGCCGCCUUGCCACCGAGCCACCAAGCUCGACGAAGCAUACAUUGUGUACACGUCUGGCUCGACCGGAAAGCCCAAAGGCGUGCCUGUGCUGCACCACAGCGCAGUGAAUUCCAUGGAGCGCUUCCGCGACAUCCUCCAGAUCAAGGAAGGGAGUCGUGUGUUUCAGCUGAUGGCGAUCGGAUUCGACGGCUUCCAAGCCGACAUGUGGGAGAGUUUGUCCUUUGGCGCGACAUUGGUAUUGCGCAGCGAAGACGAUUUGACGGCCCUGUCGACGGCGGACAAUCUCACGUGCACCCCCACGGCGCUGUCCUUGCUUGGCGAUCCAGCCCAGUACCCCCGAUUGCAGGUGGUGGCCGUGGCAGGAGAAGCGUGUCCGGUGGCCUUGAAGGACAUAUGGGCACCCAAGGUCGUGUUGUUGAAUCUGUAUGGGCCGUCAGAAUGUGCCAUCAUGUCGCACGGCGGUCGAAUGACGCCUGCGGAUCCCAUCACCAUUGGCCCGGUCCUACCCAACGUCAGGUGCUACGUGCUCGACCACAACCUCCGACAAGUGCCGUUCGGGACGCUUGGGGAGUUUUACCUGAGCGGACUGUGUGUGUCUCCAGGUUACAUCAACCUUCCUGACUCGACGGACGAGCGAUUCCUGGUCGACCCGAUUGGUGGCGGCCGGAUGUACAAGACGGGGGACUUGGGUCGCCUUCACCCCAACGGACAGUUCGAGAUCGCCGGUCGACAGGACAGCCAGGUCAAGUUGAAAGGGUACCGCAUCGAGCUGGACGAGGUCGCGAAUGCCAUGAUGCAGCAUCCGUCCGUCGUGUCGGCGGCAGCCGUCGUCCAGAACAAGACGCACCUCGUUGGGUACUUCUCGCCGGCCGCCGUCGACGUCGAGGCAUUGAGGCAGUACGUGGCGGACCAGUUGCCAGUGUACAUGGUCCCGGCCGUGUGGGUCGGCCUGGACGACAUGCCCCAAAACUCAAACGGCAAGAUCGACGUGAAGGCGUUGCAGGCCAUGGACGUCCGGAUCCGUGUGGAGCCGCUGGAGACAGACAUGGAGCUCAAGAUGGCCCGCGUGUGGUCGGACGUCCUUGGCGUGACGUUGUCCGAGAUCGGACGGCAGUCGUCGUUCUUUGAGCUGGGUGGGGACUCGUUGUCCGUGGUGAAGGUGGUUCGAGUAUGCCGGGUGAAUGGAAUCCGAAUCACGGUGAGUCAAAUGGUGAAGUGCGUGACGCUGGUUCGUGCUGCUGCAGCAGCCAAGUCGACGUGUGCUGUUCAUGACUUGGUGGACAGUGGAAAUCGUGCCCUCAUUUCAAAGGACAAGGUGGUGUUACAUUCUCCUCAGUCUCUUGGCCGACGUGGUUGCAAGAAGUUCGCCUCGGGUGACGGCUUUGUGCCAGAGCUGCAUAUUCAGAUGGAUCCUGUCGCCUUGGCGCCAGUGCAUUGACCUCCACUCAGCGUGGUCACGAAACAUUUAAUUGACCUUGUCGGGCUCAUGACAAUGCUGGUCUCGACCUCCUAGUUCUAGCCCACGCAAACCAUGCCACCAUGAUCACAUCUUUAGUAUAUUCAUUGUACUAUUACUAUUAC
This is a messenger RNA of Aphanomyces invadans, 7790 nucleotides long. RefSeq lists its product as hypothetical. NCBI's taxonomy places the organism in Eukaryota, Oomycota, Saprolegniomycetes, Saprolegniales, Verrucalvaceae. Gene Ontology annotation, molecular function: transferase activity; phosphopantetheine binding. The transcript has 3 exons. Gene Ontology annotation, cellular component: cytoplasm. The record is from RefSeq and is a predicted model, not a curated record. Gene Ontology annotation, biological process: amino acid activation for nonribosomal peptide biosynthetic process; secondary metabolite biosynthetic process. Bases 1 to 7647 code for a protein of 2548 amino acids.